Xiphias gladius (swordfish) is the source of this 543-nucleotide messenger RNA. Its product is annotated as homeodomain-interacting protein kinase 1-like. The coding region runs from base 1 to 543 and encodes 180 amino acids. The transcript has 6 exons. The record is from RefSeq and is a predicted model, not a curated record. Gene Ontology annotation, molecular function: SMAD binding; protein serine/threonine kinase activity; protein tyrosine kinase activity. Gene Ontology annotation, cellular component: PML body; nucleus; cytoplasm. NCBI's taxonomy places the organism in Eukaryota, Metazoa, Chordata, Actinopteri, Istiophoriformes, Xiphiidae. Gene Ontology annotation, biological process: peptidyl-serine phosphorylation; smoothened signaling pathway; intrinsic apoptotic signaling pathway in response to DNA damage by p53 class mediator.
AUGCCAGUUGCAAAUGUAGAUAGCAGUGAUAUUGCUAUUGGGGACCUGCUACCAUCUGCGACCACUGCUGAGCCAUAUGAGGGUCUGGAGGGACAGGAUCUAGUCGGGGUGCCUCUACAGCUGUCACAAUUGCUGAUGGCCAUUGUCGCUCUGAAGGGCAUUGGCGUCGUUCACGCCAACCUGAAGCCAGUCAAUAUUAUGCUGGUGAACCACCGGCUGAGCCCUUCGGACAUGUGGGGUCUUGGUUGUGUGCUUGGGUUCGUGUACCUCAGAAAAAAGCUGUUUGCGUCACACUGCGUGUACCAGUCAAUUAGAGGCAUCGUAGACAUUCUGGGCCAGCCAGCUGACCACCUCCUGAGUGCUGGGAAACACACCCACACAUUUUUUAAGGCGAACCAGCACUGGGACAAACCAAGAUGGUGGAUGAAGACCCCGAGGGAAUACCAGAUUGGCACUGGCAUUGAGCCCAAAAGAUGGCACAUGCGUUUAAGAAACCUGGAUGACCUGAUUACACACGACCCAAGGACGCAGGGAAAACAUUGA